CCAGAGAGGGCCCCAGCAGCCAUCCAGGAAAAUCUGCAUUAUAUAAGAAUCCCUGAUUAAAAGACAUAGCUGAACUGAUGCUAGACUAAACAGUUCGAUUUGGGAUGAUGCUGAGAAAAGGGCAGGUCAUAAAGCUCAGCGUGAAGCAGCAGUGCAGUGAACAUCAUCAGGAGCUAUUAUUCAGCUGAAGCAACGGUUUACACAGAAAACGGCUCUUUUCAUUUAUUACUACUGUAAAAGGUCUGAGAUGAGUAAAGUGGUCACUGAGCUUCUUUGGCUGUUGCUGACGCUGGGAGCAGUCUCAGCUCAAGGAGAGGCAGCACAGCGAGCUCUCCCGAACUGGUUGACGGGAAUUGUGGCCGUGGCUGUCUUUCUCUUCCUGGUCUUUGUCGCUUUUCUUGUCAACAAAGCCUGGUGUGAGACUCCGAGUACGAGCCAGGAGCUCAAACGUGAAGUGACCAGCAAUGAAUAUUCAAUGACCAACGGCACAAACCUGGACUCAGUCAGGAGCGGCGAGCACCACGAGGCUUACGACAACGUGAUUGUCCACAAAACUGAAACAGAAAAAAUUACUGCCAUGUGAAAGUGAGAAAUCAGUGAGACAGUAACACACAUGUUUUUCCUUUCCACACAUAACAGAUUCAAACAUGACACAUACACUCCUGUUUCUUCACGCUGGUUUCUACUGGAUAAUUAAUCACUGCACUGAAUGCAUAAGCAUACAGCACCGUGCAAAAAUCAGAGACCACCCCUUGCUUCUUUACUUUACACUCAAAACAGUCAUUAAGGAUAAGUUAUUCACUUUUCAGGAGAUAUUUCUGAGAA
Molecule: messenger RNA, 825 nt
Organism: Pygocentrus nattereri (red-bellied piranha)
Lineage: Eukaryota; Metazoa; Chordata; Actinopteri; Characiformes; Serrasalmidae
Gene: pdzk1ip1
Product: PDZK1 interacting protein 1
Exons: 5
Coding region: 248-583 (111 amino acids)
Source: RefSeq, a predicted model, not a curated record